Lindgomyces ingoldianus is the source of this 1078-nucleotide messenger RNA. Its product is annotated as periplasmic binding protein-like II. The transcript has a single exon. The record is from RefSeq and is a predicted model, not a curated record. Lineage: Eukaryota; Fungi; Ascomycota; Dothideomycetes; Pleosporales; Lindgomycetaceae. Bases 24 to 986 code for a protein of 320 amino acids.
CUACGCCUCGUUGGAAGCGCUGCAUGCGGCACCAAAUUUCCCUUCUAUUAUUUCUCCUCCCACUCCUCCAUCCCACUCUCGCCGCCAUCAAAAUAGCUUCAGCACUCAACGUAAUUGAAUACACACCCGAGAAGAUCGCGAAAGAAGACUUCUUCAACGGCACCGUCAGCAUUGUCAACGGCGGCGUUCCAACCCUCUUCUCCGACACUAGCGUCGACAUCGCCUCGAACGCUGAAACACAGGCGCUCCGAAACUAUGCAACACACAAGAACCUGCGGAUCAUCUAUACGGAAGCUGAAGUCGCAUACCGCAUCGUCGGCAACAAGAAGUCCGGCAUCACCACCGCGAAGGAUCUCAAAGGCAAGAGAAUCGGUGUCGUAAGCGGCACCAGCGCGGGCUACUUCGUGCAGAAAUACAUGGCGAGCGUGGGCGUCAAAGACAGUGAAUAUACCACCGUCUCCGGCAGCGUGUGUCUAGCGGAGCCCUGCGGCAGCGGCACUUUCCCUGCCAUGCUCAAGAGUGGCCAGGUCGAUGCCGUCGGGAUGUGGGAACCUACCGUCGAGCUCGCAGCGCGGGAGAUUGGGCUUGACAAUGCGGUUUUCUUCCAAGAUGCGAAAGUCUACCGUGAAAUCUUCAACUUGCACACAACAUCCGACAAACUUGCGAAUGCGACUAAGCGCAAGGAAAUCGUAGACUUCAUCCGCGCUUUAGAAAAGGCCAUGGCGCUGUUUCGAGACCAACCGGAUAAAGUUUAUAAGCGGGCGGCGGACGCUGUUAGUAUGAAGGAGGAUAUUCUCAAGGCCGUCUGGCCGGUGCAUACGUGGUCAGGUACGCUCCCGGAAGAUUUGUUGAGUGUGUUAGUAAGAGAGGAUUCAUAUGUGGCUGAUGUGGAUCGGAGGAGCGCGAUGAGCGAGAGUAUGUUGAAGGAUUUGAUAGAUGAUAGUGUAUUGAAGGAUGCAAGGGCAGAGGCUAAGAAUACUAGUUAGAAAGGGUGGGUUGAGAUGGCUGUAGCGGAGGAAGUAGCAUUCUUUUAAAUGGGGACACGCACGAAAUGAUGGGAUUUGAUCUACGCUCUUAG